GCGAAAAUUCUGUUGCGCACGCCGCAUGUACUUCCUUUUCCGGUAGUUGUUUCAAGAUGACAACAAAUAUCAGCAAGAAGCGAAAGUUCGUUGCGGACGGAGUGUUCAAGGCCGAAUUGAACAACUUCCUGACCAGAGAACUUGCUGAAGAUGGAUACAGUGGUGUGGAAGUGCGCGUCACCCCAACCCGUACUGAAAUCAUUAUUCUAGCCACACGCACACAGAAUGUGCUCGGAGAGAAGGGCAGGAGAAUCAGAGAACUCACAUCUGUUGUACAGAAGAGAUUCGGCUUCCCAGAGGGCACUGUUGAGCUGUACGCUGAGAAGGUUGCCACCAGAGGUCUGUGUGCCAUCGCUCAGUGCGAGUCCCUCAGAUACAAACUUAUCGGAGGCCUUGCUGUCAGAAGGGCCUGUUAUGGUGUUCUUCGGUUCAUCAUGGAGUCUGGAGCCAAGGGCUGCGAGGUUGUCGUGUCUGGCAAGCUGCGUGGACAGAGAGCCAAGUCCAUGAAAUUUGUGGACGGUCUCAUGAUCCACUCUGGUGACCCAAUCAAUGACUACGUUGAUACCGCCGUCAGACACGUACUGCUUAGGCAGGGUGUGUUGGGCAUCAAGGUUAAAAUCAUGUUGCCAUGGGACGCUACUGGCAAGAUCGGGCCCAAGAAGCCACUACCUGACCACGUCAGCAUUGUGGAGCCCAAGGACGAAGUGGUGCCUGCCCAGCCCUACAGCGAACAGAAGGGCGCCAAGCCCCAGGAUCCGGCCCAGCCGCCUCCACAACCCAUCAUGUAGACUGUACUUGUUAUGUGAUAAAUCCUGACAAAGAGAAA
Messenger RNA from Mya arenaria, 826 nucleotides. Its product is annotated as 40S ribosomal protein S3. The transcript has 5 exons. NCBI's taxonomy places the organism in Eukaryota, Metazoa, Mollusca, Bivalvia, Myida, Myidae. Gene Ontology annotation, cellular component: nucleus; cytosolic small ribosomal subunit. Gene Ontology annotation, biological process: translation; positive regulation of apoptotic signaling pathway. Gene Ontology annotation, molecular function: RNA binding; structural constituent of ribosome. The coding region runs from base 57 to 788 and encodes 243 amino acids. The record is from RefSeq and is a predicted model, not a curated record.